Messenger RNA from Onychostoma macrolepis, 4591 nucleotides. Its product is annotated as ras-related protein Rab-39B. The record is from RefSeq and is a predicted model, not a curated record. The transcript is spliced from 2 exons. The coding region runs from base 424 to 1056 and encodes 210 amino acids. Gene Ontology annotation, molecular function: GTPase activity; GTP binding. NCBI's taxonomy places the organism in Eukaryota, Metazoa, Chordata, Actinopteri, Cypriniformes, Cyprinidae.
UAUUAUACUUAAUUAAUUAUAAUACUGGUGUUUAUAAAAGUGGUAUUUGCUAAGAUAAGCAUCACUAUUACUGUUCAUAUUUAAUGUUAGGGUUGUGAUCAAACACUAAUUAGAUUUAAACUUAUUAAAGAUAUCCUGCAGCACAUAUCACGUCCUCUCACAGAUAUACUGUUUUACUGUAUAUAUAAUCUUUUACUGAUUGUGCAACAGUAAAAGAUUUCUGUUGUUUACAAUGCCACGUUUUCACAGGCCGCUAUUGUUACGAAACAGGUGUGUAUGCAUCAUUAUUCUGCAAACCUCUCCCUCUUUGUCCUCUUUGUCCUUUUUAACCUGUUUGUUCAGUCACCAGAGGGUAAGGCCUACAGCAAAGACUUGCUCUGAGUUUUGAGACACUGACAGAGAUCGUGACACGAGCCGCUUGCGAUGCAGCCGUGGAACUUCAGAUUCGGGAUCGUUAUUCUCGGAGACUCGGCUGUAGGGAAAUCGUCUCUUCUGCAUCGCUUCACUGAAGGAACGUUUGAUGAAUCCCGUCAGUCUCCACUGGGAAUCGAUUUCAAGGUGCAUAACAUGAACUUUGACCGUGAUGUUGUGAUCAAACUGCUUCUGUGGGACACGGCAGGACAGGAGAGAUUUAGGUCCAUAUGCAAGUCUUACAUGAGGAACUCUGUGGGCUGCAUCCUGAUGUUUGACGUCUCGCAGCAACAGACGUUUGACCGCGUGGCCAGCUGGCAUCAGGAAGUCCUGGACUAUGUGAAACCGAACCCGAUGUUCUUCGUGCUCGUGGGUCACAAAUGUGAUCUGGCCGUGGGCCGACAGGUCAGGAAGACUGAAGGAGAAGCUCUGGCUAAAAAACUCAACAUGCUGGCUUAUCUUGAGGUGUCUACAAAAGAGAACAUUAACGUCAGCGAGGCAUUUGAGAGCUUGACCAGAGGCAUAUACACCCUCUUCCAGCAAGGUAAAAUACCCACCCAAGGUGACUGGCAAGGGUUAACGGUUGGGGCCACCAUUAAAAAAGAGCCACCUGUGACCAAAAAGUCUGCCUGCUGCAACUGCUGAUGAAUGUACUGUGUGAUUCAGACUCAACCGAACCUUCCUGCACAAAGUAUUGUAUUGAAAAUGAUGUUUACUACAGUAUUUUACAUGCAUAGGCCUACCAAAACAGCACUGAACAGUAUAGUUAAAGGGCUCAUGUCAGGAGGAAUAACAUUUUAGAUUAAAGCAAAUCAGCAAGUGCUGACACUCGCAUGCAAAAAUGGUGUUUACACUAAAGACUUAGACAAAAUGUAAUUUUAAGGGACAGAAAAUGAAAAACUAAACUAAAACUAUUUUUGGUGCAAUGAAAUACAAUAAUAGGAAAUAAAUACAUAAAUCCUUUUUGUGCAUAUCCGAAAAAAAAAAUUUGAAAAAUAUUUUACAUGAGCCCUUUAAGCUUUUGUGCAUGUCUGUUACAUAUCUUUUCUCUGGUAUUCAGUUUGUGACAGAAAGAAGAAAUGGCAAUUACAAACCUGUUCAGAAAACUGUGUUUACAGCUGUCAUAUGCACAUUAAGAAAAACCUGCACAUUUGUAAAAAAAAAAAACCUAUGUUAACGAUUAUUUUGUUUUAUAAUGAUGGCCUUUCACAAAUCUUGUAUCUAUAGGCUAGAAAUAGGUCUCAAAUAAUAGCUACAGCUCCAUCUAGAGGCCUUGAUAAACAACUUCCAAUGUUAAGUUUCAUUUUGAACAAUUUAUUUUAUGCACAAAAUCCAAUAAAAGCAUCUAAAAAUGUUUCAUAUUAAGCGCAAUAACAUAAUGAAUUUGUUUGAACAAGCUUUUCUUAUUUUAUCAGCACUAUUGAGCACUUUCACCCUUUCCAUACUUUGUUAUUCCACAGAAAAUGCUUACUUCUGCUAUCAAAAUAAGGUGGAUAUUGCAGUUUUUAAACUCGCAUUAAGUCUAUAAUACAUUUGGUGAUAAUGAAACUGAUGUAACUAUGACUAAAUGGCCAUUGAGUGAUGGUUUCAUUCAAACUGCAUUGCUAAUGUCUAUUUUAGACUAGAUUUCAAACUUCAGGUAAUAAACUUUAUUGCUCAGUAAGAUGAAGAAGAAUGAGUCUACAUGCUGGAAAAUGAACUGUUUACAAGUGUUUCAUUUCAGUCACAAUUUAUUGUAUUAAAAUGACAAAGAUACAAAAUUUAAGCAUUUGUCCAUGUGUACAUUUGUAUCUUGUUCAUCUGUACAAUACAUAUGUAUCAUUUUCAUAACAAAACUUUAGAUGUUGCAUAAAAUUUCAAACAACAGAACUCAAAGAUAUUUGAACUCAUAAUGGCAUGUAUCUAAAAUGAAACAAAUAAGGUUGAAAAUCUGGCACAUUCCCUAAACCCUUAAACACGGUGUAAAAACAAAUUCAUAAAAUAACUGUACGUCUCACAUUUGCCCGUGGAGACAACUGUAUUUGUACUCUAUUUAUCUUUAUGCAAGUUACAAAAUAAAACACAAACUAUUCUGCUAUUUACCCUGAUCUGCCCUGUACACGCGCUGUGUAGCGGCCGGCUGAUGUUAGUCCAUUAAAAUACAGUUUGAGGUUUAGACUGAGAUGUAGCAAUAUUGCAAAACAAAACAAAAACAGGUUUCUUUCAACUCUAUUUCUAGUUCAGAAUCAUAAGACCUGCGUCAAAUUGAAAACAGUAAAUAAACAAAGAAAUGACGUAGAUUUUUUGCUGGUGAUUAUUGAAGAGCAGCCUCAUGAAAUCAGAUGCUUUCAUUUUAUGAGACGAAAAGGAGUCAAGACCAUUCAAAUCUGACAUGAUAAAACAAUAAAUCCUCGGAAUUACAAAGACAACAGACAAAAUAAGAACAGAAAUCACUAAAAUAACAAAAAAAUGUAAAUAUACCCGAAUCUUCAGAAUACUGUUUAUGCUGUUAAAUCAUCAACUAUGGCACACCCAUGCAAAAUUACACACAGACAAUUUUUGUUUUUCUAAUAUCCUUUUUUGGGCUUCUCUCUUUUUUUUUUUAAAUAUAAAAUCGUAAAAGCUACUGAAACACAGAUGAUUUUUCAUAUCAAAGAUACAGCCAAAUCGAAACAGUCAGAUAUCUAAAGAAUAAUAUACAUUUUCAGAUUCUGUACAUGUUUAGACAACACGUCACACAAAAUUAAAAAAAUAAAUGUUUACCUAGAUUUCUUGAAUCCAUUUUAACAUUCGGAUAAACGCAAUAACAUUAAUACAAUCCACUGAUCCAAUCAAAAAUAAACUAUAAUCAGUCUGACAAGUAAAAAACAACCUUUUGUCUAAAAACAUAAACUACCAAACUUUUCAAACACAUACUUUAGAAUUGAAACCCUGACCAGACAACUAAUUGCUAAACUACCUUUCAAGUAAGAGAAUAUCCUUAAAACACAUUUAUGGGUAAAUACAAUCACCCCUCUCUGAGAAAUCAAAUGCCUUCUGUAUGUAGGUACUUUUGCUUGGGGUCGCCCUGCACAGCUUUGUUAAUAAAUGGUAAUGAAUAAAUUAAUAAAAGGUCUCUUGCAAGUUAUAUUUGGUCUCACAAAAGUGAUAAAUGGUUUUGUCCUUAGUAGGUAUUUAUAAUUUCAGCAGUGAGAAAUAUAUUAACAAAACUGGAAAUUAUGAACAAAAACCACAAACAUUAAAUGUCCAUGAUCCACCAUCAAAACAAGUUGUACUGACAGCAUCAGAAAAUGAUUUGAACUCACAGCUAACAGGGAAAGGUUCUCUCAAUGUAACAGUAAUGUUCAUAGGACGUUCAUUCAAAUUUAUCUGGUCUUUAAUAAUGUUCUCAAAACGUUAGAUCAUGUAUACCCAGUAACAACUACAUUCAUUACGAUGAUUAAGAUUUUACAGCUUAUUGGUGCAAUAAAAAUGCAUGUUGCACUUUUAAACUGUACUAUUUUGUUUUUUUUUUACUGAGAGAUGAGAUUAAAUCAUUUUCUGUGGUUAUUGACAACAUGCCACACAUCCUGUCCCUACAGUUUAACUUGUUUUGAACCAGUGAUUUCUCUUAACAUACUUAACUUAAAUGAAUAGUUCAUCCAAAAAUGAAGAUUUGCUAAAAACUUACUUAGCCCAGGUCAUCCAAAAUGUGGUUUGUUUCUUCAUGGGAACAGAUUUGCUCACCAGUGGAUCCUCUGCAGUGAAUGGGUGCCGUCAGAAUGAGAGUCCAAACAGCUGAUAAAAACAUCACAAUAAUCCACACCACUCCAGUCCAUCAGCUAACACCUAAAGUGAAAAACUGUGUUUGUAAGAAACAAAUCCAUCAUUAACUUCAAACUGUCGCUUUGGGCUAAAAUACAAGUCCUCUAUCUGCAAUACUGCAUUCUCCAGUGAAAUAGUUGUCCUGUCUGACUCGGAAGAGAAAUAUGCACAAAUUAAGAACCGUUUAUAAGUGAAAACAGUCCACAACAGCUUUAAACAAAUAUGUUGGUGGAUUUUGAUGUGAGAAAGAACAGGGGAAUGGCUUUUUAACUGGAGGGGGUGUUAUUAUGGAUUAUGGACUCAUAUUUUAGCCAGAAACAAUGUUUUAAUAUUUAAACAAAUUAAUGAUCUAUUUGUUUCUUACAAACACAGCUUUUCACUUCACAAGGCAUUGACU